AUGGGAACUCACUUCCCACAAGUUCAAGAGAAACCAGACUGGAUCAAACUGCCCAGUACCUGGAAGAGAAACUGCAUAAGGAAAAGCUUCAAGAUGGUAAAAUGGUUUCCCCCUUCUCCAGGUAGAAUUAAACUGAAUAGUGAUGGAAGCUGCAUAGGAGAGAACUGUGGGGGUGGACGGAUUUUUAGAGAUGACAAGGGAAAAGUGAUUGCUGCUUAUAGCAUCAAUCUGGGCAAGGGCAUAAGUAACUGGGCAGAAGCCAAAGCUCUUCAACAUGGGAUAGAAAUUUGCAUCAACAUGGGCUGGAAAGAACUAUUAUUUGAAGCUGACUCAAUGCUACUAGAUCAGGCCAUACAAGACAAAAUCAAAGCACCAUGGAAUAUCAAACAAAUUAUCAAAUGGAUUCAAUCAUAA
Lycium ferocissimum is the source of this 414-nucleotide messenger RNA. RefSeq lists its product as uncharacterized. The record is from RefSeq and is a predicted model, not a curated record. Lineage: Eukaryota; Viridiplantae; Streptophyta; Magnoliopsida; Solanales; Solanaceae. The coding region runs from base 1 to 414 and encodes 137 amino acids. Gene Ontology annotation, molecular function: nucleic acid binding; RNA-DNA hybrid ribonuclease activity. The transcript has a single exon.